AUGUCCAACCCCGUCUAUCAUCCCCUUUCAUCUGACUCUUCCAAUCAUGCUGGACAUUAUGGAAUGGGUGCGCCUGAGUGGUCUACCAUGUUUGUUGGGCAAUGUAACGGUGUCAAUGGCGACCUCCAUCGGUAUGAGCGAGAGCAGCUUGCACGUUGGGCCGAUCAAGGCCAGGUUGGUCCCAUCGUUUGCGUGGAGUGCCACAGCUCAUGUCUGUGUUUUAGCAGCUUUGCCAACGGUGCCACUUCGCUGAAAUGCCCGGCGCACGGUGAUUUUACCCCUAUGGUCAUGACACCGGAAUUGAAACGAUUCCUGGGUAUAACGCCUGGUUUGGUCGGUGCCGGUUUUGGGCCACAAAUGUCGCCGCUCGCCUCCUUCCCUCCUGUACGACCAGUAUAUCAGGGGGUCUCUGGUUUUGAACCGAGGCAGGCCCCGUAUUGGCAAAACCGACAGUCUUUCUAUCGAUCCCCCGAAGCAAUUCCGGAAAUUCGUGCUCCUGUGGGUGGAGGGAGGACUGCGGUGGUUGUGGGAGAAGGUACAGACCGUGGGCCUAACGAGCAACCAUCCGCCACAGCCCCUUCCCCCCGUUCAGGGAACGUCGCGACGUCUGACGCCUCGAAUCCCCCCCCUGCGUCCAGCGCUGGGUCCGUUACAUCUUCCCGUCGCUCGCAUCAUGAUCAGGAUUCUUGCCCUUUUCUUCACGGUUGGCAAAAACCUGUUCGUCUUCAACUUUCGUCCCCCUUGGUUAAGGACAUGUCGCCGGAGACGAGGGCUUAUUUGCGGAAAUGGGGGACUAAGAUUUUUUUACAUUGGAUGCGCGAUGCCGAUUUUCUUGACGAUCUUCUCCUAGCAGGUCGUCCUUCCCAGCCCUCAUCCUCCUCAUCUUCGUCCUCCCACUCAUCUUAA
Molecule: messenger RNA, 906 nt
Organism: Stereum hirsutum FP-91666 SS1
Lineage: Eukaryota; Fungi; Basidiomycota; Agaricomycetes; Russulales; Stereaceae
Exons: 5
Coding region: 1-906 (301 amino acids)
Source: RefSeq, a predicted model, not a curated record